Molecule: messenger RNA, 842 nt
Organism: Staurois parvus
Lineage: Eukaryota; Metazoa; Chordata; Amphibia; Anura; Ranidae
Source: the annotation of a GenBank genome assembly
UAGAACAUUACCUGACCCGAACUUCAUCCAUGUCUUUGAGGACCUCUGAUCUCCUUAUCAACUGUUUCUUCCAUGAUGAAGAUUUCCCGCACUCAAGGCACUAAUACACCUCCAGGGUUGUGUGGGACCCCUGAUGUACAGGAAGACAGGACUUCAGUGAGGAACAUUUCCCUCACUCAGGACAGGAAAGUGAUUUCUCCCUCGUGUGAGAUCUCUGAUGUCUGUGAAGACUGAACUUGUUUGAAAAACAUUUCCCGCACUUGGAACAGGGAUACAGCUGCUCCCCCGUGUGAGAUUUUUGGUGUCUGUAAAGAUGGGACUCCGUUGAAAAACAUUUUCCGCACACAGGACAGGAAUAUGACUUCUCUCCCGUGUGAGAUCUCUGAUGUCUGUAAAGAACAGAUGUCUGUGAAAAACAUUUCCCGCAUGCAAGACAGGAAUAUGGCUUCUUCCCCAUGUGAGAUUUCUGAUGUCUAUGAACACUGGACUUCUCUGAAAAACAUUUCCCGCAUUCAGGACAGGAAUAUGGCUUCUCCCCCAUGUGAGAUCUCUGAUGUUUAUAAAGACUGUACUUUACUGAAAAACAUUUCCCACACUCCGGACAGGAAUACGGCUUCGCCCCCGUGUGAGAUCUCUGAUGUUUGUAAAGAUUGGACUUAUCUGAAAAACAUUUCCCACACUCAGGACAGGAAUAUGGCUUCUCAGCUGUGUGAGAUCUUUUAUGCACCUUAAGAUUAGAUGUAGAACAGAAACCCUUCCCGCACUCAGUACAGAAAUAUGGCUUCUCCCCCGUGUGAGACUUCUGAUGUUUGUAAAGAUUGGACUUCUCUGAAAAACAUUUC